Messenger RNA from Danio aesculapii, 1753 nucleotides. RefSeq lists its product as uncharacterized. The record is from RefSeq and is a predicted model, not a curated record. The coding region runs from base 59 to 1078 and encodes 339 amino acids. Gene Ontology annotation, molecular function: GTP binding. The transcript is spliced from 4 exons. NCBI's taxonomy places the organism in Eukaryota, Metazoa, Chordata, Actinopteri, Cypriniformes, Danionidae.
AACUUCUUUUGACAAGAAAGAAAACUGAAAGCCAGAUUGGGUCUGUACUAUUUACACGAUGUGCUCUUCAUUUAAAAAUUUGGAGGACGUUUCUCCUGGACCAUCACCAACACCCUCAAAGUCUUGGAUCUUUUCUUUCUCAAAAGAUCUACUUGUGUUUUGUGUUGUUGUCGCAGUUCUUGCAUUUGGGAUUCAGAUCAACCAUAGCGAUCAACAAAUACAAGACUUUGACGAGACAGUGCAAAAUCCUGGCGAUCCGCUCCGGAUACUUUUGGUUGGAAAAACAGGUGUGGGAAAGAGCGCAACAGGCAACACCAUCAUUGGACAAAAAGUUUUUAAGUCAGAGAUUUCAUCUUCCUCUGUGACUGCACAUUGUGAAAAGUUUCACACAGUAAUUAACGGCAGAAAAGUGUCCGUCAUUGACUCUCCGGGUCUGUUUGACACCAGCUUACCUGUGGAUGAAGUGGUCAACAGAAUUAAACUCUGCAUUCCUCUCUCAGCUCCAGGUCCACAUGUGUUUUUAGUUGUGAUUCAGCUUGGCAGAUUUACUGAUGAAGAAGAAGAAGCUGUGAGAAUCAUCCAAGCAGCCUUUGGUGAGGAAUCCUCCAUAUACACCAUGGCUCUGUUCACUCAUGGAGAUCGAUUAGAGGGGAAAAACAUUCACUCAUUUGUGCGGGACAGUCCAAAACUGCUCAGCUUCAUCAGAACCUGCAAAGGACGCUACCACGUGUUCAACAAUAAAGAGAAAAAAACAGAGCAGGUCAUUCAGCUGCUUGAGCAGAUUGAUAAAAUGGUGACUGGAAAUGGUGGUCAACACUACACCAGUGAGAUGCUGGAAAAGGUAGAGAAAGCGAUUGAGAAAGAGAAACGGCGUAUCCUGAAGGAGAUGGAGGAACAGAGACUGAAGGAGAUCGCAGCUCUGAGGGAACAACUUGAAGAUGAGGCCUAUGAAAAAGCACUGCAAACGCUAAACAGUAAAUAUGAGCAGGUGGCAAGAUACAAAGCAGAAAUUGACUUCCCAGCAAUACUCCAUGUGGUCACCACUUUGAUUAACGCAUUAAGCAAAUUCUUUUUUUGAGCAGCACAAAUGCUGACCUAAAUGUGGCUAUGAAAAAAAGAGGACGAUUUUUAAAAUCAUCUAUUUUAUAAAGGUUGACAAAUUAAGUACAAGCUUACUGUUCAUCCUGGUGAACUUGAAAUAUGAAAGUUUAAUAAUAUGGUGGGGAAAUGAAGGUCCAAACCUAAAGCUAUAUAAGCUCUAAUAAAUCAGUGCAGCAGUGGUGUUCUAUAUGCACUGUAUUUAAGAUUUUUUAUUUGUGUAUGAUAGAAAUACACCGUGGGAUCCUUUGGCAUAGACUUAAAAUGGGCUGAUAAGGGUGUUUAGCAAUGUCGGUACGUAUAGCCUGAACAGUAAAAUGUAUUAUAAAUAAAACAAUAGAAAUAUAGUUAAGCUAACAGUGAUGCAAAAAACUGUAGUUCUCUGUGGUAGAAAUCAACAUUGCUGACUCUAAACAGCAAGCAACCAGGUUCAUAAUUUUUCUUGGUUACAAACACAUUUUGAAGACGUGUUUGGAUGUGUUGUGAGAAUUUGUGUGUGUGCUUGUUGUCAAACGAAGAUGUUUUCUUAGUUUGUUAGUCUUUUUUCUAUUUGCAUCUGUUUGUCUCACUUGCAGCAUGUUUGAGCUUUUUCAGCCACCAUAGUUCUCGAAUCAGUGGUAAACUGGGCGAUUUAAUAAAUUAACAAAUCAAAGAA